ACUCCUGAAGGAAACAUUUCAUCUCUAUCCUAUUUGACUUCCUCUCACUCCAUUUCUUCCUAAAAUCACCCCAUCAAAACAAAUCAUCGGCAUUUCAAGGUGAUACUACGUGAAAGCAAACUAGCUCUAGCAGGGUGAUAUUGGCUCCAUUAAACACCAAAGUUGCAAAGAGUAAGAGACAGUGAUUUUCUUCUUCUUGUCUGAAGAAGUCGAUCAUCUCCCACCGAAGAAACAGAGCAGAACUGAACUACCAUUCACCAAAAAGAAAAAAAAAUGUGCGCUUUGAGAGUGUUGACUCGGUCCGUGUGCAGCAGCAGCAGCUCCUACGUCAAAACUUCCAAACCCUAUCUCACUCUCAUUCUCAUCACACAUCAUCAGUAUCACUAUCAGCACCAGACCCAUAGAACUCUUAUUCUUGACUCUUCCGCUUCUGAAUUCGUCAAGCUUCACAAACUCAAUGGCCCUGAUUCUGGGAUCGUUGAAAUUAGCUUGGACAGGCCUGAAUCCAAAAAUGCUAUAGGGAAAGAGAUGCUGCGAGGCCUAAACCAAGCGUUUGAGUUGAUUAAUCAGAAAUCUUACGCUAAUGUUGCUAUGAUCAGCAGUUCAGUUCCUGGGGUAUUUUGUGCUGGGGCUGAUUUAAAGGAGCGCAGGGCCAUGAGUCAGUCAGAGGCUAAGAUUUUUGUGAAAUCUCUUCGCUCCACAUUCUCAUUUCUAGAGGAUGUUCGUGUUCCAACUAUUGCUGUUAUUGAAGGAGUAGCUCUUGGUGGUGGACUUGAAAUGGCUCUUGCAUGUGAUAUUCGAAUUUGCGGAGAAAAUGCUCUGAUGGGUUUGCCAGAGACAGGACUUGCAAUAAUCCCUGGGGCAGGUGGAACUCAGCGACUGCCUAGAUUGGUUGGAAAAGCAAUAGCAAAGGAUAUUAUAUUUACUGGUCGAAAGAUUGAUGGCAAAGAGGCACUGUCCUUGGGUCUAGUCAAUUACUGUGUUCCUGCUGGUGAAGCUUAUUCAAAAGCACUUGCAAUUGCUCAUGAUAUCAAUCAGAAGGGUCCUGUAGCUUUAAGAAUGGCUAAAAGAGCUAUUAAUGAGGGAGUUGAGACUGAUCUAACAUCAGCUUUGGAAUUGGAAGAAGAUUGCUAUGAUCAGGUCUUGAAUACUAAAGAUCGAUUAGAAGGCUUGGCUGCGUUUGCUGAGAAGCGGAAACCGAGCUAUACUGGUGAGUAAAGGAGUGGUCUUUUGCACUUCCAGAUUGGGUCUCUAUGUUGCUAGAGCGGAAGUCUAUCAUGUAGAUUAGAGUCAUCUGAGCCUGGAGUCAACUUCCCAGAUGAGGAAUUUUCACUACAAUUUGCCGGGGACAAUCUCUACCCCUUUGAGUUCAGUCAUUUCUGAAGCUGAAAAGUGUCUCCAAAAUCAUGCACCUUGAGACACUGGCUUUGAGCUUUUUUUCAUCAUUUAUAUUAUUGUUGUAAAGAUUCAACAUUUUCUUUUGAUGUUUUCCGGCAAUAAAUUAAUCUGUUUGGGAACUUGGAGUAUAAACUUGUGGUGAUUCAAUGUAAAGAAUAAAAGUCCCCUUGGAUAAUCAAGCAACCCUUAAGAACCUGUAUAUUACUGUUCAAUAGUUGAUGGUUGAUAAAGCUAUCAACUUGUAGCUUGUCUGGAAAAGCAUUGGGCAACUUCAGUAUCACAUUUGAGGGAAAUACAAUGUGACUCUGUUUUGAGGGAGGCU
Glycine soja is the source of this 1720-nucleotide messenger RNA. Its product is annotated as probable enoyl-CoA hydratase 2, mitochondrial. The transcript is spliced from 8 exons. Gene Ontology annotation, molecular function: enoyl-CoA hydratase activity. Gene Ontology annotation, cellular component: mitochondrion. Bases 274 to 1218 code for a protein of 314 amino acids. The record is from RefSeq and is a predicted model, not a curated record. Gene Ontology annotation, biological process: fatty acid beta-oxidation. NCBI's taxonomy places the organism in Eukaryota, Viridiplantae, Streptophyta, Magnoliopsida, Fabales, Fabaceae.